Phacochoerus africanus (Common warthog) is the source of this 1732-nucleotide messenger RNA. It is a transcript of the gene UBE2L3, whose product is annotated as ubiquitin conjugating enzyme E2 L3. The coding region runs from base 41 to 505 and encodes 154 amino acids. The transcript is spliced from 4 exons. Lineage: Eukaryota; Metazoa; Chordata; Mammalia; Artiodactyla; Suidae. The record is from RefSeq and is a predicted model, not a curated record.
CCGCGCUGCAUUCUGGGCCGGCAGCAGCACCAGAGCCAAGAUGGCGGCCAGCAGGAGGCUGAUGAAGGAGCUUGAAGAAAUCCGCAAAUGUGGGAUGAAAAACUUCCGUAACAUCCAGGUUGAUGAAGCUAAUUUAUUGACUUGGCAAGGGCUUAUUGUUCCUGACAACCCUCCAUAUGAUAAGGGGGCCUUCAGAAUUGAAAUCAACUUUCCAGCAGAGUACCCAUUCAAACCACCGAAGAUCACGUUUAAAACGAAGAUCUAUCACCCCAACAUCGAUGAAAAGGGGCAGGUCUGCCUGCCGGUAAUUAGUGCUGAAAACUGGAAGCCAGCAACCAAAACCGACCAAGUCAUCCAGUCCCUUAUAGCGCUGGUGAACGACCCCCAGCCCGAGCACCCGCUCCGGGCUGACCUAGCUGAAGAAUACUCUAAGGACCGUAAAAAAUUCUGUAAGAAUGCUGAAGAGUUUACAAAGAAAUAUGGGGAAAAGCGACCUGUGGACUAAAAUCUGCCGUGAUUGAUUCCAGCGAGUGUGAGCAGAGACCCCGAGCAGUGCAUUCAGACACCCCGCAAAGCAGGACUCUGUGGAAAAUUGACAUGUGCCACCGCCUGGCGUCUGCUUGUGGCAGUUACUAACUUUCUACAGUUUUCUUAAUCAGAAGUGGUCUAGGUAACCUGUAAAGAAAGGAUUAAAAAUUUAAGAUGUUCUAGUUCUGUUUUCUUUGUUUUAAAAAUCACUGCUUCAAUCUACUUUAAAAGAAUGGUGUUUCUUUUCCUGUCUAAAUUUAUCCCAAAUCUUCAAUUUAUAUUUAGCCCUAAGGUUUAAAAAAAAAAAAGGAAAAAAAUGGUUGUGGUUCCCCUCUUCCCUUGCCACUCCCACCUUCUUGCAUUUAGUUUGUUUUCCACUCACUGGCUCCCCAAGCCCAGGCACCGCCUCCCGCAGGAGAUGGGACAGUGCUGGCAUGUCUGCUCCUCUCCUCCGUGCUGCACAGCCUGGUGUGGGAGUCAGUUCAGAUCUUGACUCUGACUUAUAACAUCCUUUUAAGAAGUUUAAAAAACAAGGAACCACCUCCACCCACCCACCCCUCCCCCCAAAAAACGCCGUGGAAAGGGAGGUCCAGCUCUUCUGUAAAACUCUGAUCAGAUGGGCAGCCUCUGAAGUCUGUGUUGUGAUGGAACUGUAGCCCAGCCGGCCUCCUCUAGGGAAACCCCCCAACACCAGGCCUGUGAUGGCCCCAGGGGGGCCCGCCAGCCAAAGGAUGGGGGACUCGUGGGAGGAAUUUAUCACCAGAGGCUCCCGAGGCCACAGGUUGGCGCUUCUCCCUGCAGCUAUUCUAGAAGAUGUCCGGGUCAUUGCAGACUAAAACCAGAGUGUCCAUUUGAAAUUUGAUGCUCUCCUAUCACUGCGCUCCACCCGACCAGCCAACUUGGCUCUGGGCUCCCUCUUGCCACCUCGGUGCAGCAGGCCUUCAUCAGCACGGUCUGACCCUCUGGCAUUCUCCACUGUACCGGUACCAGCCUGGGGUUGCUGGCACCCAGCUGGCCCUGACUUCGGAGCGUCCGGCCGGCCCAACCAAGGAACAGGACGGCCUUCUCCUCCCUCUGGACUCACGGCCUUCGCAGAGUCAGGAUCUACUCGAAGCUCGCUCAGUAAUAUCCUUUACAUGUUUUAUAUUGUUUUGACUGCCUUUUUUUGUAGAAAUAAAAAUUGACCUUAGAAUUUAUCAUCAGA